GCAAGCUUUUUCUAACUGACGGGAUAACUUGUGGCAGCCUGCAUAUAAAUAUAAUAGAUACAGAUUUCUGCAGUUUAUCACCAUUCAGUGCAAGGUUAGGUUAUCUCAUUUGUUAUCAUUUACUCCUAUAAACGAUGUCCUCAGACGAAGAGGAACCUACCAGUCCUGUUCUGCCCAAGGACUCAGAUCCGGGCAGCUCUGUCUCCUCUGAUCUUCAGGAUGAGUAUGAGGAGCUCCUCCGCUAUGCUGUUGUCACCCCUAAGCUUGACAGACUCACCAGUGCUCGCUUGCAGCGGAAAAGCACCUCACAUCUGUCUGCAGGGGGUUGGACUUCCCAGAGAAAAGAGGACACAAAAUCACUGCACCCAGCAGAUACUGCCACUGAAGCUAAAGAUGGGAGGCAUUCCAGCAGGAGUGUGAGAUCAUCACAGGUCUCCCCGUUGAUUUUUGAACCCUCCACACGUUCAAGAGCCUCUCAUGCUGAGGAGAUGGCAGGUCGGUCAUCUAGCAGGGUGUCAGUGCUCUCAGACAGGUUACAGACGGUGUCUGAGAGGUCUAGGCCAAGCAGCCCACAUCCACUUGAGCCCGAUGUGACAGAGAUGUUUAUCUCGGAGGAAAACAUAAGCAAGAUGGAGAACAUUCUGGACACGUGGAGCAACAACCUGAAGUCUAAUGUGCUGACUGAGCUCAGGAAGUGGAAGCUGGCUUUCAUGGAGCAACACAAGCUGGAGAUGAGGAAAGAGAAGGAGAAGUAUGCAGCCCAGACAGCUGACCUGAGGUCAGAGCUAGACAGCCUGAAGGGGCUGCUACACACCUACAAGACUUCAAACCAGAGAAAAGAUGAGGUGAUUGUGAACCUGAAUCAGGUGUUGGACAGACAAAAAGAAAAGCAUGAAAAAAUGAGGGCCUUCACCCACUGGAGAAUCCAGCACACUGAGGCCAAAGAGGAGGCUCGUGCUGCUCAGGUAGCACGGCAGCACUACCAUUUGCAGCUGAAGAAGAAGGUGUGGCUAGGCUGGCAGUCUCUGAUCCAGAAACACUGGAAGGUCAAGGUGGAGAGAGCAUGCCGUGCAAGGGCUGAAGAGGUCUGCACCCGCCUGUCUACAGAGUACGAGGCAAAGCUGGCAGAGCACUGUGAGGCUAUUGAGAAGGCACAGGCAGAGAUUCAGAGACUGCGACUAGAGCGAGAGCGCUAUGAAGAAUCUAUGAAGAAAGCCUUCAUGAGGGGCGUGUGUGCUCUCAACAUGGAGGCUCUCGGCAUGUUCAACACUUCAGAGGGACGACCAGGGCAACCUUCAGUUCAUGAUCAGCAUGAUGUUCUGCCUCCCCAGGAUGAGUCUGGCUCUGCUACAAUGGCUCAACUUCAACCAUAUCCCAUCUCUUCCACACAGUUUAGUCCAGUCCACGUUGACCGCCAGGACCCUUCCCACAGCCAAGAAGAGGAUAUGAUGGGCUCUGGUGCCCCUGCAUCUAGGGCAGAAGUGAUCCCUCCCACUACAGUAGUUCACAGCUCCCUCCCACUUGGGGGAACUGCAAGUUCCCACAAACAGCUGUUUCAGGUGAGCGGUCGUGUCAUCACAGCCAGUCAACAAAAACCCUCAAAGACUGUAACGGCUCGCAUCACUGGACGUACUGACGUUGGUAAGACUGCACGCAGCAACCUCCAGGUGAUGAGUGUGGCUCCGCCCAUGAGCUCUGUGAUUGUUGAACGACAUCAUCCUGUUACACAGCUCACCAUCGGUCAGGCUACGGCUUCUAAGUUCCCUCGCCCCUCCCAACAGGGCCAAAGCUCCACCGGAGGCAGAAGCUCCUCCAGAACACACACCAGCACGUGCCAUGUACACUCCAUCAAAGUAGUGGACUGACCACACAUUUAUAUCUCACAGAAGUACUCAACAAGUCUAGAAUUCAUUCUAUGCAGCUAUCCAAGAAGUAGUUACCGUGGCAAUAGUUUCAGGUCCAUUUUAUUUUGACAUCUUGGAGUGAAUUUGCCCUCUGCUCUCUGCAUUUGAAGUAAACAUUAGAUUUUUUUUCAGCUUCCUUCCAUGAAUGUGCAUGAUUUCUUGAGCAAUAGGAUUUUUCUCAGGAAAGUGCUCCGUAGACACAGGUAAACGUGUGUGUAAAUGUCUUUAAUUAUUACCAGCUGGACAGAGUUUAGAGUUACAAAAAGGGCAGUUUAUUUCUAUGAAGAAAAGAAAUGUCUUAACAGAUAGUUUUACCUGUGCAUGAUUUAAUUUUUAAAUUACAUGUAUUUAUUUUAUUGAUUUUUUUCUAUUGAGAACAACCGUUCAACACCACAGGUUGAUUGUUUUACUAAACCAAAGCCAUAUGUUACUGAUUCAAAUAAAUUAUUUUACUGCUCACUUCCUGUACAAAUCAGUAGUUGAAAAUGAUGUAAACAUGACAUUUUUGUA
Molecule: messenger RNA, 2414 nt
Organism: Anoplopoma fimbria (sablefish)
Lineage: Eukaryota; Metazoa; Chordata; Actinopteri; Perciformes; Anoplopomatidae
Gene: poc5
Product: POC5 centriolar protein homolog (Chlamydomonas)
Exons: 13
Coding region: 135-1865 (576 amino acids)
Cellular component (GO): centrosome
Source: RefSeq, a predicted model, not a curated record